UGUCCCCAUGUCCCCAGUGUCCCCACGUCCCCGGUGUCCCCUCUCCAGCCGGGCAGGGUCCCGAGCCCAGCCUGGGCUGGCCCUGCCCUCGGGAUGUCACCCGCUGUCCCCAAGGCGCUGGCAGGACCCGGCCGUGUGUCCCCCCCCCUCCCCCGCGGUGUCACCCGCCUGGGGACAGGCUGGUGCCACCUCAGCAGCCAGAGCCUUCCCGCUUUGUGUCCCCAACAAUGGCAGCGCCCACGUGCCGGGGGCCCUGUCCCCUCCCGGGGGACAGCGGGACACGGGGACAGCGGGACAAGGGGACAGCGGGACAAGGGGACAGCGGCACCGCGGCUGCUGACGGCGGGAUGUCGCCGGGGGCGCUGCUGUGCGGGGCCAGCGGCCUGGCGCUGCUGGUGGCCGCCACCGCCACCCCGUUCUGGCUGCAGCGCCGGGCACCGGGGGGCACCGCCAGCCUGGGGCUGUGGCACGGCUGCCUCGGGGGACAGUGCCACCCGCACGCCACCGCCCCAGCGCUGCUGGAGGCCACGCGGGCGCUGCUGCUGCUCUCGGUGCUCGCCGCCGCCGCGGGGCUCGCCCUGGGCCUGCCCGGGGGCACCGGCGGGGCCCGGCGGCAGCGACG
Messenger RNA from Passer montanus (Eurasian tree sparrow), 622 nucleotides. It is a transcript of the gene LIM2, whose product is annotated as lens intrinsic membrane protein 2. The record is from RefSeq and is a predicted model, not a curated record. The transcript has 3 exons. Gene Ontology annotation, cellular component: membrane. The annotation marks the transcript as partial. Lineage: Eukaryota; Metazoa; Chordata; Aves; Passeriformes; Passeridae.